This is a messenger RNA of Rosa chinensis, 2005 nucleotides long. Its product is annotated as cyclin-dependent kinase D-3. Gene Ontology annotation, molecular function: ATP binding; RNA polymerase II CTD heptapeptide repeat kinase activity; cyclin-dependent protein serine/threonine kinase activity. Gene Ontology annotation, biological process: protein phosphorylation; positive regulation of transcription by RNA polymerase II. Bases 203 to 1459 code for a protein of 418 amino acids. Lineage: Eukaryota; Viridiplantae; Streptophyta; Magnoliopsida; Rosales; Rosaceae. The transcript has 8 exons. The record is from RefSeq and is a predicted model, not a curated record. Gene Ontology annotation, cellular component: transcription factor TFIIK complex; cytoplasm; nucleus.
CAUAUGGAGACGUUGCUUCAACACUCUCUCUCUCUCUCUCUGGAGCCUUCAACGGCUUUCUUGUAAACCCAGCACCAAAUUCUAACCCUAAAUUCAUCUCUCUCGAUUAUGAAUUCCCCACAAAACCCCCAAUUCUGAGCACAAUACCCACCCAGAAACCAAUCUCCACUGUAAAAAGUAAAUAAAAAUCGAAUCUUUACCAAUGGGCGAGGUCGAUUCAUCGAAGAAAGUUGCAGAUAGGUAUCUGAAGCGCGAGGUCCUCGGUGAAGGUACUUAUGGAGUCGUCUACAAAGCCAUUGAUACUCAUACAGGACAGACAGUUGCUAUCAAGAAGAUUCGGGUUGGGAAGCAAAAGGAAGGGGUGAAUGUUACAGCGCUUAGAGAGAUUAAACUGCUAAAGGAGCUGAAAGAUCCGAAUAUUAUUGAGUUGAUUGAUGCGUUCCCCCAUAAAGGAAACCUGCAUCUUGUGUUUGAGUUCAUGGAGACGGACCUUGAAGCUGUUAUACGUAACCAUAAUAUAGUCCUUUCACCAGCGGAUAUAAAGUCGUACAUUCAGAUGACGCUAAAAGGACUUGCUUUUUGUCACAAGAAAUGGGUUUUGCACAGGGAUAUGAAGCCCAACAACUUGUUGAUAGGACCUAAUGGACAGCUUAAACUUGCAGAUUUUGGUUUAGCACGAGUAUUUGGGAGUCCAGAUCGCAGGUUCACUCAUCAGGUCUUUGCUCGAUGGUAUAGAGCACCUGAGCUAUUAUUUGGCACCAAACAAUAUGGACCUGGGGUGGAUGUUUGGGCUGCAGCUUGUAUAUUCGCUGAGCUUCUCCUACGACAACCAUUUCUGCAGGGAACAAGUGAUAUUGAUCAACUAGGAAAGAUUUUUGCGGCUUUUGGGACUCCAACACCUUCUCAAUGGCCUGAUAUGGUAUACCUUCCUGAUUAUGUGGAAUACCAGUAUGCUCCACCAUCUGCUUUGCGUAAAAGGUUUGCGAUGGCUAGUGAUGAUGCCUUCGAUUUGCUAUCAAAGAUGUUUACUUAUGACCCAAAAGCUAGAAUAUCUGUGCAACAGGCACUAGAGCACAGGUACUUCACAUCUGCUCCACUACCUACAGAUCCAGAUAAGCUUCCGAGGCCUGCUCCAAAGAAGGAGUCCAGCAAUUCUAAGGCUUCAGAUUUCAAUCCAAAUGAGGGUCCUACUGUUUUGUCACCUCCAAGAAAGUCAAGGAGAGUGAUGCCAGAACGUGUGAGUUUUGAAGGAAAUGCACCCCAAUCGGAUAAGGUUGAUGAUCAUGUCGGAGACAUCCGACAGGCUGCUGGUGAAAGUACAAGCAGGAAUGAACCAGUGCCAAUGUCAGUAGAUUUUUCCAUCUUUGGAGCAAAACCUCCGAAUAGGCCUACAAUAAAUAGUGCUGACAGAACACAUCUAAAAAGGAAACUAGAGCUUGACUUCCAACAGCCCGAAUAAUUGACUGCAUUAAUUCUGUACACAAAAUCAGAUUUUCUUUGGUUGAGAGAUGAAAGAUUGCUGGCCACAUCGAUGAGAGAUUAUAGGGAGGAGGCGAUAUUUGGAGUCGGAACAGGAUCAAAAUGCAGAGACUCCAAUUGGGGGGUUAAAAAUAAUUGUGAUAACAUGAGACAGAAUUGGUAUCAUAUUAUAAUAGCCCAUGUAAGGCUAAAUUUUGAGGGCUUUUGUUGGUGUGUUGAUUCAUGUCAGCUAUGAUUUUUAUAUUUUUUUGUUUACUUGUCUUUUUUUAUUUCUGUACUUUUGACAUUCUGUUGUUUACAUGAUGUGUGAGAGUUGGUCAAAUUGAGGGUAAUUACUAAUUAGGUGCCAAGAUUAACACUCCCUACUGAACUGAUAUAUACCAACUUUGUAUUAUUGAAGAUGAAGACUCAUUGUAGUGGCCUCUUAUCUCUUUUUGAUUGUUGAUGAGGUCCUUAUUCCAGAAAUGGUGUAUUUGGCUCAUUGAAGUUGUAAUUAAAUCCAUAAGAUCUGUGGAUUUCAUGUGAA